AUGAUGACGAGUUCUGGGUCUGUGAAAGAGGUCACACAGCAAGAUUUGUUUCAAGAGGCAAAAACCCUCAUUGCCCAACAUGAAAACAUAAAGGAGAAUAAAGCUCAUGGAACUUCUAUAAAUGUUUUCACAAAUAAACACCAAAGACCAAAAUCUGUCAAAUUCAUACCUUUGGAGGCUAAAAAGGGGGAAAUAUUUGAUGUUGUUCAUGUGCAUCAAGCAGCACUCAGAAAUAUUUGUCCCAAGGAGUCUCCUAAAUAUGAACAAGUUCAAGAGCCCUCAGAACAAACUUGCUUCAAGAAAUUUCAACUUUUUAGUACAAAAGAAAAAUAUGAGCCUAUAGAUCUCAUUGCAAAAGACAAACCAUUCUAUGAUUGGAGAGGAAUUGUUUCGAUAAGGUCUGCUUUUUUGCCUCGAGACUCUCUUCGGGUUCAUAUCCCUGAAUCAACUGAAAUGUUUCACGAUUAUCAUGCUAGAUCUUUCAAAGAUCUUAUGAAAAGAGAGCAAAAGCAUAUCAAGGCAGAACAAAAGCCACAACCCAGGGCAAAAAGCGUUUCAGACAAAAGUGAUAAACUUGACAGUAAAGUUAAAAGAAUUGGACCACAUAUAGAAAUCUUCCAAGUAUUCCGAGAAAGAAACAAAUACAUAAUUAACAAGAAAAUGGUGAAAAUGAUCACAGCCAUGCAAGCUCACGUCAGGGGGUGGCUCGAACGCAGAAGAUAUCAAAGAAUAAUGACCAAGGCUUUGUAUCAUGGAACAAACCUGAGAGCAGUUAUCAACAUGUAUCGUGCAACGAUCCACCGUAUUAGAUAUCGACUUGGUCUUUGGAGGACGCGGCAGAUUAUAAACUUGAUAGAGCUAGAGGAAUGGAUGGAUAGGAAAAAAUACUAUGAAAUAAUGUUUGCCAAGAGAGAAGAUUGGCAAGGGUUAGACAGAAAUGAACUCCUGAAGUACUUCAAUGACUGCGGCCAUUUCCCGACCCAGGCUCAGAUUGACGAUGUGUGGGACUUGGUCCACAGAAGUCGCCAAGAAAAGUAUUCUAGAAUGAUCAAAAAGUCCAAUGCAGUGGAAAUGUUGUUUACACUCUAUCCCCCUAAAGGUGCCCAAGUGCUUACCAACACCAGACUGAGGUCAACCUGGCUGAGACCCAUAGUAAACGGGGAAGAGGGGUAUAAAUACAUAGUGAGUGGACAUCCAGUACUCAAGAGAGCCAACAUCCGGCUUGUGGGGAAGUUGGUGGCAAAUUCCAUAAGAGAAAGGAAAAUGAAACGGUACACUAAGGCCUGCGACCAAUGUUAGCACAGUGCUGUUACCUUUGAUAGUUGGACAUAUGAGCUCCAAGACACAGGCUAGCCAUGGCAUUAUUUCAUUCUCAAUUAACAAGAGAAAGGACAAACCCCAUUCACUGGUUCUUCUUCAUAAAGUCAGUCUGCUCUAUAAUAAUGAACUCACAUAAUGUCUGGUAUGUUUUUCAUCAGAUUAAAAUU
Ochotona curzoniae (black-lipped pika) is the source of this 1487-nucleotide messenger RNA. RefSeq names its product IQ motif containing M (gene IQCM). Lineage: Eukaryota; Metazoa; Chordata; Mammalia; Lagomorpha; Ochotonidae. Gene Ontology annotation, molecular function: protein binding. The record is from RefSeq and is a predicted model, not a curated record. The coding region runs from base 1 to 1299 and encodes 432 amino acids. The transcript is spliced from 11 exons.